This is a messenger RNA of Chlorella variabilis, 1365 nucleotides long. RefSeq lists its product as hypothetical. Bases 1 to 1365 code for a protein of 454 amino acids. The transcript is spliced from 10 exons. NCBI's taxonomy places the organism in Eukaryota, Viridiplantae, Chlorophyta, Trebouxiophyceae, Chlorellales, Chlorellaceae. Gene Ontology annotation, molecular function: calcium ion binding; alpha-amylase activity. The record is from RefSeq and is a predicted model, not a curated record. Gene Ontology annotation, biological process: carbohydrate metabolic process.
AUGUCCCCGACCCCCACCCUGGCUGUGGACCGGCUGGUCCGGGAGAUCCAGCAGCAGCAUACCGCGCAGCAGCCCGCCGCCGACGUGCAGCAGAACAUUGUGCCGCUGCCUGCCCUGGCGCGCAAGGCGCUGGAGAAGGAGGUGGUGAAGCCAGAGGGGACGGGCGAGGAGAUCCUGCUGCAGGGCUUCAACUGGGACAGCUGGAAGCAGCCGGGCGGCUGGUACAACCAUGUGCGGUCACGGGCCGAGGAGUUUGGGCAGCUGGGCUUCACCGCGGUCUGGCUGCCGCCGCCCACACAAUCUGUCAGCAAGCAGGGCUACAUGCCUGGCGACUUGUACAACCUCGACUCCGAGUACGGGAAGGAGGCAGACCUCAUCAACUGCAUCCGUACGCUGCAGGGCGCGGGGCUCAAGGUCAUCGGCGACACGGUGCUCAACCACCGCUGCGCCCAGCACCAGGACGAGCACGGCGUGUGGAACAAGUAUGGCGGGCGGCUGGACUGGGAUUCGCGGGCCAUCGUGGGUGACGACCCCAACUUCCGCGGUCGCGGCAACCGCUCCAGCGGCGAGCACUUUGCGGCGGCGCCCAACAUCGACCACACCCAGGACUUUGUGAAGCGCGACCUGCAGGAGUGGCUGGCCUGGCUGCGCACCCACGCCGGGUUUGAUGGCUGGCGCCUGGACUAUGUGCGCGGGUUUGCGGGGAGCCACGUCAAGGACUACAUGGAGGCAUCCUGCCCGCAGUUUGCAGUCGGCGAGUACUGGGAUGCGCUGGCGUACGAGUGGGACGGCACGCCCAGCCCCAACCAGGACGCGCACCGCCAGCGCACCGUCAACUGGAUCAAGGCUGCCGGGGGGCUCUCAACGGCCUUUGACAUCACGCUCAAGGGCAUCAUGCACGCGGUGUUUGAGCGCUGCGAGUACUGGCGGCUGCGCGAUGGCGAGGGCAGGCCUGCGGGACUGCUGGGCUUCUGGCCCUCCCGCACCGUCACCUUCCUGGAGAACCACGACACGGGCUCCAGCCAGGGGCACUGGCGCUUUCCUGGGCACGCCGUGGAGCAGGGCUACGCCUACAUCCUCACCCACCCGGGCACCCCCUGCGUCUUCUGGGACCACCUGGCCGACCAGCGGCUGAGGGACACCAUCGCGCGCCUCAUCGCCGCCCGCAGGCGCGCCGGCAUCCACUGCCGCAGCAAGAUCACCAUCCUGCGUGCUGAGCGCGACAUGUACGCUGCUGAGGUGGAGGGCAAGGAGGGCAAGACCCUGCUUAUGAAGAUUGGCCCGGGAGACUUCUCACCCGACGGCAGCAAGUGGACUAUCGCCGACUGCGGGCAAAACUGGGGCGUGUGGGAGCGCAAGCAGUGA